AUGCUCGAGCAUGAAUCAACUUGCGAGGUCAAACAAACGUUGCAUUUUCCUCCCCCUGAAAAGAAAAUAGAGUUUAAACAUUUCGGGCGAGCGUACGGGCCAAGCCACACGUGUUACUACGAUUUCGAGUGCGCCUUGCAAAAGGAUAGGCCACAGGGCAUAAUCGAAGCACGUCACAGGGGCAUUGCAUAUGCGUACAUAAUCAUAGACCGUCGCUAUAAUAUCGUAGAAAAAGAUUUCUACCUCGGGCCUAAUUCUGCAACCCAUUUUGUUAAUAAACUAUCCUCCUCGUGGGCCAGAAUAACGCGAGAACAGCCAUAUUACCAUCUGCACAUGUCCAAUGAGCAAAUGGAAAGUUACAAGAGUCAGACCAUGUGCGAGAUAUGCGACGAACCUUUCGGGCCCAAAAUCGUCAAAAAUAGACACCACGACCAUUCACUGAGCGAACAUAAUUACUUAGCCGCCCUAUGCUCUCGCUGCAAUCUCCAGUGCAAAGAUGGCUACAAAUACUUGCACGCAUUUUCACAUAAUGCGGCGUAUGAUUUAGGGGUUUUGUUAAACGAGUUAGGAAACGUGCCCAAACGCAACGUAGACAUUAUGUCCAAAGACGGGUGUAAAUUUAUGAAAGUUGACAUUGACUUUCUUAGAUUUAUGGACAGCUUAGCCUUGCUCAAUGGGUCGUUGGCCAAAUUAGCCAAGGAACACAUCGACAGUGGCAAACCUACGACGUUCACUCUCGCCAUGUUAGAUAAGGUCCCUGCUGAGGCCCAUAAUUUAUUGUUAACUGGCAAACAGUCCUUUUGUUAUGAUUACGUGUCAAAUUGGGAUGUAUUAAAUGAACCGCGGCUCCCCCCCAGAGAUGCAUUUUUCAAUACCUUGACGCAGGAAGAGCUCCCUGAAAAAGAAUACAAACAAGCGUUGGAGGUAUUUAAAUUAGCCAAGUGCCGCAAUAUUGGCGAAUAUCUCGUCUUGUAUUUAAAAGUUGAUACUGGCAUUUUAGCAGACAUUUUCACGGUGUGGCGACGCACUAUGUUAGAUCUUUAUAGAUUAGAUAUUGCAUAUUACCUCUCUUUAUCUAGUUUCGCGUGGGACGCCUUCCUGUUCAAAAGUAAGGUGGUGCUAGAUCCAAUAUCAGACCCUAGAAUGUAUGACCUCAUUCGCAGGAAUUUAAGAGGAGGCUUCACCUCAGUUGUAAAGCAAUUGUCUACCGCCGAGAACCAUUACACCGGGGCGGGGUCUGGCGAGGAUGGAACCCACAUCCUCUAUCUAGACUUCAAUUCACUCUAUGCUACGUGCAUGAGUGAAAAGCUCCCCACUGGCGGUUUCCGUUGCCUAACUGACGCCGAACGCGAUGAAAUGCUAUUGCAGGGUUUGAGAAAUAUUGACUGCAAUCAAGAGCGCGGUUAUUGGAUUUUGUGCGACACUAAACAAGUUUCCCCCGACGUAGCUAGAUACACUGACGACCUGCCAUUAAUUUUAGCACACGCCGACAUCGUGACGGAACAACUGUCAGAAUACAGUAAGUCGAUCCUAGUUGCGGAAAAUCGCAAGCUGCCGCGCAAUAAUCGAAAACUCAUUGCCACCCACGAAGCACAACGCGACUAUUUAAUUAGUCUAGAUUUCCUUCAGCUUUUAAUGCGACUAGGGGUGGAAGUUUCGCGCGUGCACACUAUCUUUGAAUUUGAGCAGAGGGCACACCUCAAGUCCUUCGUAGAUAGUAAUAUUCGCGAGCGCACAAACUCGACCUGUGCAAUUAAGUCUAAGGCAUUUAAACUUGUAAAUAACGCUAUAUAUGGCAAAUCUUUAACGAAUUUGGAGCGUUAUGCCAAUAAAUACUAUUUAACCACAACUCGCAAACAGUUCCUCAAACACGCUCGCAGCCCGUUUUUCAAACGAGCGACUUUGCUGAGUGAGGACCGUGUCCUUUGCACGACCCGCAAAGAUUCGCUCACUAUUGAUACGCCCACAUAUCUAGGCUUUCAAAUUCUUCAAAUAGCUAAAAGGCGGCUAUAUUCCUUUUGGUACGACACGGUCAAAGCAAAAUAUGGUGACAAGGCAAAACUGCUCUACACCGACACUGACUCGUACAUUAUUCAGCUUACUUGCAGAGAUGCUUUUGAAGAGCUUAAUAAGGCCCCGCUCAUACGCCACAUUGAUUUUAGCAAUUUCCCCGAAGAUCAUUCUCUAUAUUCAAUCGCGCGAAAAGGCAAACUGGGUCUUUUAAAGUCCGAAGUAGGGUCUAAAAUUAUAACCCAGCUCGUUGCCCUUAAGCCCAAAAUGUACUCGCUAGUGACGCUGGAUAAACAGCACAUUUGCAGAUGCAAGGGGAUCACACGACGUCAGCAAGCUGGGCUAGAACACUCAUCUUUCAUAGACGCCCUUGAAACAAACACAAGUCGGAGGUUUGUGACUAGGACUAUUAGAAAUGUUGGCGGGCAAAUGUGCACAUGCGUUACUGUCAAGAGAGGCUUAUCCGCGUUUGAUGAUAAGCGAUACGUAAUAAGCCCCACUGUUUCACUCGCUUAUGGUCACCCCGAUAUUCCACACGAUCCAGAGGAUGAGGAGGCAGUCAUUAGUGACUUAGAGAUGGAUGUGGACGCGCAGGAAAAUGUGGAACAAAAUAUACGCCCUGCAGGACGGCGUCAUUACCCAAUUUUCAAUAUGUGGGCCAAGAGAGAUUCAUUGGCCCAAAACCUAUUCCCAAACUUGCUGUGA
Procambarus clarkii (red swamp crayfish) is the source of this 2715-nucleotide messenger RNA. Lineage: Eukaryota; Metazoa; Arthropoda; Malacostraca; Decapoda; Cambaridae. The record is from RefSeq and is a predicted model, not a curated record.